AUGGCCGAGACGAAAGAGCUGCUGCUGCAGCUGCAGAAGGACAACCGCGAUGGUCGCCUGCGGAAGCAGGAGCUGGAAGAGCUGGUGCGCGGGCUAGAGGCCGAGAGCGAGAACCUCACCGGGCGCCUGCACGACCUGCGCGAGCGCGAGCGCAGCCUGAAGCGGAGGCGAAGCCAGGCGGCGCGAGCUCCUCGAGGGGAGGCGCGCGAGGCAGCGCGGGAGAGCGCGGAGCGGGCGCGCGGACAGCUGGAGGCUGCGGAGCGGCAGAAGCAGGACCUGGAGCAACACAACCGACAGCUGCAGGAGCAAUGGGAGGAGCUGUCCAGUCAGCUGUUCUACUACGGAGGGGAGCAGCUGAGUCAGCACCGCGCGGAGCAGCAACUGCAGGAGACCCAGCUGGCGGCGCUGCAGAAGCAGCUGGAGCUGGUGGAGGCCAAGUACGCCAUGCAGGCGGAGAGCCUGCGGCAGAGCGCGCAGCGGAAGGAAGAGGACUGGGCCAGCUUCCAGGAGCAGAGCGGGGUCCUGCAGGAGCUGCAGGGGAAGGUGAUGGAGGCGGCGGCUGCGCUGGACGCCUCGCGUGGCGGCCCGGAACCGUAUCGAGAUGGGCGUCGACGGCUGCAGGACUGCGCGGGAUCGCUCAUGGAGGAGGUGGCCAGGGCGGACUGUGAGAAGCGGCUAUUCGGCCGCGCGGGCGCGAAGUGCAUCAGGCUGUUGGCGCUGGGCGCACUGCAGACGCUGCUGCUGCUCCCGCUGGGCUUCCUGGCGCUUCCGCUGCUCUUCCUGGUGCUGACGAACCCGGACGCCAUCCGCUGGGGGCUCCCGCGCCUCGGCUCGGACGCCGCUUUCCGCCGCCUGCGCUACGUGCUGUCCCCGCUGCUCGAGCUGCGCGUGCACGGGCUGCUGCCCGCCUAG
Cynocephalus volans (Philippine flying lemur) is the source of this 912-nucleotide messenger RNA. RefSeq names its product transmembrane protein 191C (gene TMEM191C). The record is from RefSeq and is a predicted model, not a curated record. The coding region runs from base 1 to 912 and encodes 303 amino acids. The transcript is spliced from 10 exons. Lineage: Eukaryota; Metazoa; Chordata; Mammalia; Dermoptera; Cynocephalidae.